Molecule: messenger RNA, 2999 nt
Organism: Lampris incognitus (smalleye Pacific opah)
Lineage: Eukaryota; Metazoa; Chordata; Actinopteri; Lampriformes; Lampridae
Gene: tpra1
Product: transmembrane protein, adipocyte asscociated 1
Exons: 11
Coding region: 169-1341 (390 amino acids)
Biological process (GO): G protein-coupled receptor signaling pathway
Cellular component (GO): plasma membrane
Molecular function (GO): G protein-coupled receptor activity
Source: RefSeq, a predicted model, not a curated record
UAACGAUAGUAAAACCUGGCCCGGUGAUGCUGUCGUUUUGCAUUGAAUUGGUCGACUUAUCGCAAUAUGUGCGAUAAUGUGUUGACAUUGUGAUUUAUUAAAGACGCUGUUGAGAAUUUAUUUUUUUUUGCCGGUGAGUUUGAGACUUUCUAAAUUGGCUCUGACACCAUGCUGGCCACAGUGACUGCUGUGGUUAGGUUUGUACAAUACAAUGGCAGUGUUAUGCCCUCACCUGCUGCGAACACUACAACAUUCCCUACCUGGCAGCCUGACUCUGAGGCCAACAUCACCAAGCCUCACAAAUGUCUUCAAGUUUUGUACGAGGAUAUUGGAGACUCUAGGGUGAGGUUCUGGGACCUGCUACUACUGGUGCCCAAUGUGGCCUUCUUCAUUUUCCUUAUAUGGAAGCUGCCCUCAGCGAGGGCAAAGAUUCGAGUCACCUCUAGCCCUAUCUUCAUCACCUUUUACUUUCUGGUUUUUGUGGUGGCAGCGGUAGGUAUUACCCGGGCCAUAGUGUCCAUGACCGUUAGUGCAUCCAGUGCUGCCACCAUCAUAGACAAGGUACUCUGGGAAAUUACCCGUUUCUUCCUGCUGGCUAUCGAGCUCAGUGUUAUCAUCCUGGGGCUGGCUUUCGGUCACUUAGAGAGCAAGUCCAGUAUAAAACGUGUCCUGGCCAUUACUGCUGUGCUGGCUCUUGGCUAUUCCAUUACGCAGGGCACAUUAGAGAUCUUGUAUCCAGACAGACAUCUAUCUGCAGAGGACUUCAACAUCUAUGGCCAUGGAGGGAGACACUUUUGGUUGGUCAGCUCCUGUUUCUUUUUCCUGGUGUACUCCUUGAUUGUCAUCUUACCUAAAACUCCAGUGAAGGACAGAAUAUCUCUUCCAUCUAAGAAGAGUUUCUAUGGCUAUGCUGGCAUCCUGUCUCUGCUGAACUUUGUCCAGGGGCUUGGCAGUGCACUGCUGUGUGCUGGCAUCAUAGAGGGUCUCUGCUGUGUGGACGUCACCACCUUUCUUUACUUCUCCGUCUUCGCUCCACUCAUCUAUGUCACAUUCCUUAAAGGAUUCUUUGGUUCAGAGCCCAAGAUCUUGUUCUCCUACAAGUCGCAGGUGGAUGAGCCAGAUGAAAGCGAUGUCAACCUCCCCCCUACCUCCUCUACCAACCUGGGCCGCAAGGAGCUGGCUGAGCAGGGUCUCUACUACUCCUCCACACAGAUUGAUGGCUUAGGUCCUGGUAUGGCUGGUGUUGUGGGAGCCUACCUGGAUGAUGUUGCUUCUGGCCCCUAUGGGAGCAGCAGCAUCAACAAUAUUGACAGCGACCGCUGGAGACCCAUCAAUGCUUGAAGAGGUGGAGAGGAGAAUGGAGGAAGAGACAGUGUGACAGGUUACUCUGUUCAAAAGUCAGGCUGCGGGAUGUGGCCAGAACAGUGCACAAAAUGGAAGUGUGAGGCCAAAUCGGGACCUGCUCUUGCAAUGAGGCCAGGAUGAGUUCCAUAAAUGGAUGAGCGAGGAGAUAACUUUCUUAGCCUCCUCUCUGGAAUACUGUGAAUUAACCAACUGUUGCAGGACACUGCUGCUGUAGCACAUAGUGGACGAUGUUUUUCAUUGAAUGCACUGUUAACCACCCUGGCCUGUACAAAUUCCACAUUGGUUUUGGGUGUUGGUUGCCUAGGUUUAGUGUUUUUUGGACUCCUCCAUUUAGUCUGACUGCUCUCUACGUUCUCCUCACUACCUGCUUGAACUAUCUAUGCAGGUAUGCACAAUGAUAUCAACGUUUUCGCCUGCUUCAAGUAUCAGAAUCUGUGAUUUAAAGUGAAUGUUUAUUCCAUGUUAACCUUGUGUAUUUACAUUCCCAUUUAAGGCUUACUAUAUAAGUGACAUCAACUGACUUAAAUACCUGCUGCCUUGUAUUAGAUUUAUGACUCUACUAGCUAAUCAGCUCAUAUUGAUUUACCGUGCCUCUCUUUACAGGGCAAGAACUUUUGUGAAUUCCUUCUGAUUUGCGUGUUUCUUUUACUUCUGAAGUCAGUGCUGUCAUCUCUCUCAGGCUGUAUGUGUGUUGUUGUAACUAGAUAAGAAAAAGAACACGUUUCCAAAUACAGAUUUGGUAAUCCAUGUUAAAGAUGAAGAGCAGGGCAACUGGCAUCUGCAAGACUUGGUGCCAGAGAGGGCUGAGACAAGAAAAGGACUUCUCAUUGUGCCCCAGCCAUAGCCUCUCUAUUAGUCAUAUUAUUUUGCUUUUAUUUAUUUGACUUUUGCUUUAUUUUAUGCUGCGCUGGUUUAGUCAUUCCUAUUACUGAAUGCAAUUACGGUGGCUUUGUGGUGAAUAUGGCAAAUGGCACUUAAUUUCUUCAUGAUUGAAGGCUAAAGAAAAUUACCUCAAUGAUUUAAUUUGUAUAUUCUAAAUUAGACAAGCUCUUAUUUAAAUUUGGAGUUAUCCAACACAAAUGUGGCUACUGCUAUGUUUUCCAAAAUCAAUUUCUAGUUGUUGCUAACUUGAUUCCAUGGAGUGCAGCACUUUAUACAACAAACAUGCUAAAUUUAGACCAUAGACAGUAUUAUUCAAGUUCAACGCAGAAGUGAAAGUAACGUCUGUGAAAUUAUUUUGUGAAAAUAUUGUCACGGACGAGACGUUUUGAAAAGCAGUUUUUCUCUUUUAUGACACAUCUUAUAAAUGAGUUGUUUGGCCUGUUGAGUCAAAUUUCUUGGUGUUACAACAGUACUUAUCGCACCUUAAUUCAGCUCACACCUCAAAGCAGGUAUUUUCAGCUAAAUUACUUAAGGGGCUUGCUUUGACAUGGCAUUACCUGAACACAAUUCCAGUUUAAGUAAAAAAAAUUAUUUCUUUUAGUUCAGUUUAUGGCUACAAGGUGAAUUUUACAUGCUUCUGAAAAAUACUGAGAAAUUGUAUGCAGUUGAUGUGGAAAAGGACUAUAUGCAGUGUCUGUGAAUGUUCUCAUUCACCCAGGUCAUGGUUAUCUAAGGAGUUGAAUCAAGUGCAA